This is a messenger RNA of Colletotrichum godetiae, 1534 nucleotides long. RefSeq lists its product as uncharacterized. Lineage: Eukaryota; Fungi; Ascomycota; Sordariomycetes; Glomerellales; Glomerellaceae. The record is from RefSeq and is a predicted model, not a curated record. The transcript has a single exon. Bases 798 to 1412 code for a protein of 204 amino acids.
CCUGUCGUGAAGUGUUCGUAGGCAGGUUACACCGUUACAGGCUUACCCGUACUCCGUACAGCAUGUCUUUCAACCGUGCCAGCGCGUGCUUUCGGGGCAUCGAUAGGGUGACAUUCCUAACGAGCAUCUCACGCCACAAAAUAGCAGGCCAUUUGCCAAUGCUGCGCCGCGCUCGUCGAUGAAGCAGAGUUUAGAGAGAUCUCUCUGGUUCCUCAAAAUCCCAAUGUCACUUCGCAAUCGCAGUCGGCUCCGCGCCGUGUCUUACUCUUAGUGUCUUUCCCAGUGCUCCCCCCCGACCGAUGGCAAUAUCCGACAUUGAAAGACAUGAAACCUCCCCUCUUUCCAUCCCAUAUUGGAGAUCUAGGGGGCGGCCAGCCUCGCCAUACAGAGUUUACAGGCCUCGUCACUUGACCGGUUCCCUUUCGCCGAAAACGACCUUUGGCCCGUCCACUAUCCAGUCUCCUCUCCCUCCACGGGGGAGGACAGAAUAGCCAAGGAUGGUGAGUCUGGGGGAAGGGAAGACGGGGAAGAGAGAGGGGGGGGGACACGCUGCUACGCUGCUCCAGGCUUCAGGCAACAAGUCUUCGCCCGGCCGGCUGGGGCAGGUCGAUGCGGCGCUCGACCACAGAGAAAACGGCGCCCUAGGGGUAUGUAUGGAUGGAAUCAUGGAUGGCAGCGACGUCUGGUGUGUUGAACGUUUGAGUACCUAGCAAAAGAAAGUGGCGUGGACGCAGCAGCAACGCUUUGAUGGCCGCGGAACCCUUCUCUGUCAAAGCAGAACGUCGCUGGGCCUCCGGAUGACAAUCCGAACUGGUGUGUGUCUGCCCGUGGGCGGAUUCUCGCAGCCUUUCCGACCACUUACCAGAGUCAUGAGGGUGUAUUCCAGGCGGUCUAGCACUACACUGUCGCCACGUCUGUUUGGUUUUCAGUCUGAUCUCUCUGAUCUCGGGGCCCCGGGGAACGGCGGGUCGACUUCCAGGUCCCGUCCCUUUUCUGACCAUUUUCCGCAUAUCUGUACGGAUUGUGGCCUUGCGUCUGGAUGUACGUAUUCGACGCUUUACACUUUAUUUCUUUUCUUUUCUUGUCCUCGAAUUGUUGUAUCUUCAUCCGUUUUCAUGUUCGCCCUCCGUUAUCUUGGCAUCGAUGCCGGCAACGUCACUCUCCAAAGUUGCGGUUUCCGUUCCCCUGGCAGAAUUCCGGUAGUUCGGUCCACAUACUCAGUCAUGUCGCGCCGCAGGGUGACACAACAUUCUUCUCCCUCCAUACGCGCGCCUGUGGUGGAAUCCCGCCAUUUGCUGCAGGUAAUACCGACGCCUUUAAUGUCAUCACAUCGAGGCCUCAAAUCCACGAUGCCAUCAAUGACUCCUAAUCAAGUACCGCGAAACGAAGCAACAAGCAAGAAAAACGGAUAACAGACGGAAGAGUUACGAGUCAAGAAACGGUCCGUCCUCGCGACCGUGCGAGCAGACGGAAAUCAGAAUAAUAUUUAAUAUUUGAUAAAAUAAAAAUACAUUGGAGAUUUUCUCCAAAAUUC